Molecule: messenger RNA, 1545 nt
Organism: Symbiodinium necroappetens
Lineage: Eukaryota; Dinophyceae; Suessiales; Symbiodiniaceae
Source: the annotation of a GenBank genome assembly
GCCCCGCGUCCGGCAACGCAGCGUCUCGACUUGCUCGGCGACAUGUUGGAAGGCCUGUGUCUUCUGAGCCAAUCCCAGAGCUCUCGCAACCGGCCUGCGGUGGCGCGCAGCACCGUGGUGGACGUGCUAUGGUCGCUGGUUCUGCCCUGGGAUGGCGAGUACGAUGAUGGACAUGGGGGAGUUGUGAGGCUGGAGACCUUGGAUGUUGAGAAAGGGGCCGUGCUCAUCAAGAGGUGGCAGAAAGUGACUGAGAACGAGGAAGGCUCUGCCUCCAGCAUGGCAUCGGAGAAAGAGACGGAAGCCCUGGGAGUUGUGUUCCAAGGCACCGUCUUGGAGGUGGUGCUGAAUCAGCAGGAAGGCCGAAAACUCGGAUCCUUCACGGGGAAGCAGAUCCUGUUUGCAGACGGGCAGGGUACGAUCUGGACCCGCCGGAAAUGUCAUAGUGCAACUUCGAGUUUCAAGGGUCGGGAGUGUGAUGGACCAGCGCCCGCUGCAGCGAGGGAAGUCUUGAGACUGGUUCUAACUCAGCUGCUGCUUUCCUUGCGCUGGGAGCCCACGCAUCUUGGCCUUGGGCCCUCCACCGCAUCUUCUGGAGCACUGGUCGCCAUCGAUGCAUCCCAGCGGCCUUUGCUGAGUUUCCUUCUCCGCUAUGCCACUGGGACACAAGACCUGACACUUCUCUCAGAGAUCUACUGGUCACUCUGGUGCCUCUCAGAGGAUGCGUUGGAUUCUGAGCGGAUCACCUAUGACAAAGCACGCUGGGUGCUGAUCAAGUCCCUAGCUGGGUCCAUUGAGUUCUGGGACGGAGCCCGCGGUACGCGCCUGGACCAUUUGUGUCCUGACAUGGAUCGCAUCGUGUCCUUUCGAAAGGCCGCGCUGCGCCUCCUCACACAGCAGGCGUCGCUGUGGCAGCAAACUCUCAGCCUCGCAGACCUUGGCGGCCAAACGGCCGGCGACACUGCGGAGAAGAGCCGGGCCGUGCGGAAUCGUCUGUUGGAGCUAAAGAAGGCCACAGAGGAGGGACGACACCAAGAGAUCCUCUCGGAAGAUGCCUACAUGGAAGAAGUCUUUCAGGUUGAUCCUGAAUUGCGCAGUGCCACAGCUGCAGCCAGCUUGGUUUCGGGCGCUGCAACGACCUUCCUCUCUGCCCCCGUCGAUCCCUCCGUGCCAUUUCUGGGCGUCGACAUUAGCAGCUGCGAGAUCUUGGCUUCAAACGCUGCGCCACUGCUCUUGGUGUGCUGGAAGGAUACCCAUGAUGUCGCGCAAGAUCUGGAAGCGACCGGCGGCGGAUUCAGGCGGCAGACCAGUGAAAAUGAGGUGACCAAGUACAUGGUCAAGGUCGGUGAUGACCUGCGCCAGGAUCAGCUGGUGCUGCAGAUGCUUCACUUGAUGGAUCUCGUGUGGCAGGAGCGGCUGCCUCCUGCCGAGACCCGGAUGCUCCGAUUUGUCCCUUACAGGGUGCUGGCAAUGACGCCAAGUGCCGGCUACAUCAAGUUUGUUCCAGGCGCUGUCUCGCUUUCGAAAGCGCUGGCGCAGUCGAACGGC